Messenger RNA from Musa acuminata AAA Group (dessert banana), 345 nucleotides. Its product is annotated as galactinol synthase 1-like. Gene Ontology annotation, molecular function: glycosyltransferase activity. Bases 1 to 345 code for a protein of 114 amino acids. NCBI's taxonomy places the organism in Eukaryota, Viridiplantae, Streptophyta, Magnoliopsida, Zingiberales, Musaceae. The transcript is spliced from 2 exons. The record is from RefSeq and is a predicted model, not a curated record.
AUGGUGGUGGCGGUCCUCCCAGACGUACCGGAGAGCCGCCGCCGCCUCCUCGCCUCCCAGGGCUGCAUCAUCCGCGAGAUCGAGCCCGUCUACCCGCCGGAGAGCCAGACCCAGUUUGCCAUGGACUACUACGUCAUCAACUACUCCAAGCUCCGGAUCUGGGAGUUCAUGGAGCACCAGAAGAUGGUGUUCCUGGAUGCGGACAUACAGGUGCACGAGAACAUCGACCACCUGUUCGACCUGCCGGACGGGCAGUUCUACGCGGUGAUGGACCGCUUCUGUGAGAAGAAGUGGAGCCACACGCCGCAGUCCAAGAUUCGGCUAAUGCCAGCAAUGCCCGGAUAG